AUGUUUAUUGAUCAAAAAUUACCUGGUCAAAAUUUCAACCUUCGCCUAAUUGGUUCAGCAAAAAAAGGUCGCGUAAAGCGUAUUCUUCAAUUCUCUCUAGAUAAUGACUGGAAUGAACUCGAUCACGUUAGGGUUCAACCACCUCCUAGUUUGGGACUUGAAGUAAGACCUCGGAUGCUUAGUGAAGAAAAAAAUAAUAAUACACUAAGAAUAAUCGUAGGUCAGGAUGUAUUGCAAAAAUAUGCGAAACUUGUUUUGCAAAAACAUUCUAACUAUCUUAGGGAUUGGACUAUCGAAGAAAAGGAAGAGACAAAGGAAAACUUCGUAUAUUUCAACCGAAAAGGUCCACUAGAAUGCCCACUAUGUAAACGUAUGCAUGACAAGGAUCAGCGGUGGUUUGGUCGUGUAUAUGCCAGCAGUGGAACAUUCAUUGUAAAAUGCUUUCGACAAGAUAGUGAUGAACCUGGAGAAGUUUUUGAAUUCGACUCAUCUACCGCAGAAAAAAUUAGACAAGAAAAUAAAAAUUCUCCACAAUCAUCUCACAAGGUAAAAGCCCCCAAUUUUCCUAAAGCCUUCUUAAAAUUCCCAUCUUGGGUCAAGUAUAAUGAACCCCUUACAGCGACAGAAACAUAUAAGGAGAAAUAUGUAAGACCAUUACCCAAUGAAGGUGAUAUUUAUAUAGGGUCGCCUUGGGAAACUGGAAAAACAUACAUUCUCGAACAUCUUACUAUAUCUGACGUUGUGAAUUUGUUAGCAUUAUCUACGCGUCACUCUUAUUCCAAUGCUGUUACCACAAGACUCAAUCUCAAAUCAUAUUGUGAUAUUGAUG
Molecule: messenger RNA, 829 nt
Organism: Funneliformis geosporum
Lineage: Eukaryota; Fungi; Glomeromycota; Glomeromycetes; Glomerales; Glomeraceae
Source: the annotation of a GenBank genome assembly